AAUCAUCAGUUGUGAACACUGAUUGAGACGGAGACCCCUUCUUUCACCCUCUCUUUCUCUCUCUCCUUCUCUACGCGAUCUCUUUCACUUACUUUUAAUUGCGAAUAUUUUCACCACAAAUCACUUCAAAAUCCUUCUCUGUUUGUUGCAUUUUGAGUCACGGAGUCCUUUGGGGUUCUCUCUCUCUCGCGCCGAGCUCCGAACGCUUCAGGGAAUUUCCUCACUCAGAUUUGAGCUGAAAAUUGCGCAGUGAGUUCACUUCAAAUUCAGAGCUGAUUAAUUGAAGUGCUUGUUUUUAACAAUGGAUUGAUAGUGCAUCUUGGGAUCCUGGAAAUUAUGGUGGAAUUAGAGAGAGGGAAUGUGAAAGUUUGAGUUUUUGUUCUUUUUUUCUCUCUGGGUAUGUGGGGGAAUCUGGGUAUGGAGACACACAAAAAAAGUUAUCAUCAUGGAUAGGUUUUUUGCAAUAAUAGUUCAAUAACUGACUCCUGUCUCUAAUUCUGAAGUUAUUGCUUUUGCAAUUUGUGAUUCUCCCACUUUUAAAGGUUAAUGGCUGCGUCAUGGCUUUUGUAAUUCUGUCUACUGAUGUGAAAUGAUAGAUUUUUGGAACUAUUACUGGGAUCCUUUUAAGAAACUUGCUUGCCACAUCUUAAUUUAUAAAAUACAAAUAUGCUUACAUGGUGGGGGAAAUCAUCAUCAAAAAAAACCAAGAAGAAAGCAAAUAAGGAAAGUUUUUUUGACACACUGCACCGAAAACUCAGAAUUUCAUCUGAAGGUAAAGUAAACAUUAGAUCUGGAGGAUCUCGUAGGCAUUACAAUGACACAAUUUCAGAGAAGGGGGAUCAUUCUCCAUCUGGAUCAAGAUCGCCUUCACCUUCCAAAGUGGCAAGGUGUCAAAGUUUUAUUGAUAGGCCUCAUGCUCAGCCACUUCCACUUCCUGGUCUGCACCCUUCAAGUGUAGGCCGAGUAGAUUCCGAAAUUAGCAUAUCAUCAAAAUCAAGAUUGGAAAAAGUCUCCAAGCCAUCAUUGUUUCUUCCACUUCCAACACCUGGAUGCAUACGUUGUAGGCCGAACCCUGCAGAUUUGGAUGGAGAUAUGGUCACUCCUUCAGUCUUUAGUGAUUGCUCUGCUGACAGUGAUGAGCCGGCAGACUCACACAAUCGUAGUCCUCUAGCAACUGACUGUGAGACUGGGACUAGAACUGCUGCUGGCAGUCCUUCCAGCUCGAUGCUCAAGGAUCAACCACCUACUGUUUCCCUACUGAAUUCAACAGGAGUAAAGAAACCAGGAAAUAUUCUAAGUAAUCAUAUGUCUUCUACUUCACCAAAACAUAGGCCUUUACGCAACCAUGUUCCAAAUCUUCAGGUUCCUCCUCAUGGUGCCUUCUAUAGUACUCCUGAUAGUUCCUUGUCAAGUCCAUCAAGAAGUCCAUUGAGAGCAUUUGGCACAGAUCAGGUGUUGAAUUCUGCUUUUUUGGCUGGAAAGCCAUAUCCAGAGGUCAAUUUUGUUGGGUCUGGGCAUUGCUCUAGUCCAGGUUCAGGUCACAAUUCUGGGUAUAAUUCAAUGGGAGGGGACAUGUCAGGACCGUUACUUUGGCAACCAAGCAGGGGUAGCCCUGAGUAUUCUCCAGUACCUAGUCCCAGAAUGACUAGCCCUGGUCCAAGCUCUAGAAUUCAGAGUGGAGCAGUCACACCUAUUCAUCCCAAAGCCGGGGGAACACCCACAGAAUCACAGACUCAUCGUUUGCCUCUUCCUCCUUUGUCAGUUUCUAAUUCCUCACCGUUCUCUCAUUCAAAUUCUGCAGCAACAUCUCCAUCUAUGCCAAGAAGUCCAGCUAGAGCAGAUAAUCCAAGCUCUGGCUCACGUUGGAAGAAAGGGAAGCUGCUUGGCAGCGGCUCAUUUGGACAUGUCUAUCUUGGUUUCAAUAGUGAAAGUGGCGAAAUGUGUGCAGUGAAGGAGGUUACCCUGUUUUCAGAUGAUCCCAAGUCUAUGGAAAGUGCUAAGCAAUUUAUGCAGGAAAUUCAUUUAUUAAGCCGUUUACAGCAUCCAAAUAUCGUCCAGUAUUAUGGUUCUGAAACAGUUGAUGACAAGCUUUACAUAUACCUUGAAUAUGUAUCUGGAGGCUCCAUACAUAAACUUCUUCAAGAAUAUGGGCAAUUUGGUGAACUAGUUAUUCGUAGUUAUACUCAACAGAUUUUGUCAGGGCUUGCUUAUUUGCAUGCUAAAAAUACUCUCCAUAGGGAUAUCAAAGGAGCAAAUAUACUGGUAGAUCCAACUGGUCGGGUCAAGUUGGCAGACUUUGGCAUGGCAAAACAUAUAACAGGGCAAUCGUGUCUAUUGUCAUUCAAGGGAACCCCUUACUGGAUGGCUCCUGAGGUUAUAAAGAACUCUAAUGGAUGCAACCUUGCAGUGGAUAUAUGGAGUCUUGGAUGCACGGUUUUGGAAAUGGCUACUACCAAACCUCCUUGGUUUCAGUAUGAAGCGGUUGCUGCCAUGUUCAAGAUUGGUAAUAGCAAGGAACUCCCAACAAUCCCUGAUCAUCUCUCAAAUGAAGGAAAAGAUUUUGUUAGGAAAUGUCUUCAGCGUAACCCGUAUGAUCGCCCUUCAGCCUGUGAAUUGUUGGACCACCCUUUUGUAAAAAAUGCUGCACCUUUGGAAAGACCUAUUCUGGCUCCUGAAGUGUUGGACCCUGUUUCUGGGAUCAUACAGGGAGCAAAAGCUCUGGCCGCUGGACAAGGAAAGAAUCUUUCUAGCUUGGAUUCAGAUAGACUUUCUAUUCAUUCUUCUAGAUUUUUGAAAACUAAUCCUCGUGAAAGUGAAAUCCAUAUUCCAAGGAAUAUAUCUUGCCCUGUUUCUCCCAUUGGAAGCCCACUUUUGAGGUCAAGAUCACCACAGCACAGGAAUGGGAAAAUGUCUCCUCCUAUAUCUAGCCCUCGGACUGCUUCUGGGGCGUCCACCCCUCUUGCUGGUGGCAGUGGUGCCAUUCCAUUUGGUAAUCACUCUAAACAGCCAAUUUACUUUCAAGAGGGUUUUGGAAGCAUUCCCAAGUCCUCAAAUGGUGUCUACAUUAAUGGCCAUUCUCAUCACGACUCGAGUGUUGACAUUUUUCGAGGAAUGCAAAUAGGAUCUCACAUUCAACCAGAAUUGGUUUCCAGUGAAAAUGAUGUUUUGGUUAAUCAGUUUGCAAGGCAUCCUCAUGCAGAGCCAUAUGAUUUUCAGUCAGUCUUGGCAGAUCGUGUUGGCCGGCAGCUGCUGAGGGAACAUGUUAAGAUUAACCCAUCCAUUGAUCUCAGUCCCAACUCGUCUUUGCUUAGCCGGCCAAACGGUUUAUGACAUCAAGAUUUUUCCUUAAGUUUCUCAUAGUACCUUUGGUUAUGCAGAUCUGUUCAUUGUUCUAUUUGCAAGAAUAUAACUAUACAAUAAGGAGCCAAAGCACAAGAGAAUCGAUGUAAAUAAAUUUGCAUCUGAGAAUAGGCUACAUGGGGCACAAAAGUGCAUUUUGCAUGGCUUCUGCUCGGGCUUAUGGAGUUCAUUAAUGUCUCAGCAUUAAACUUUCUGACAAUUUGUUCAUAUCAAGCAAUCAACUAACAAAUGCUCACUUGUUCGAAAAGAGGAACUUGUUGUAUGUAACAUAUUUAAAGCAUCAACGCAUGAGGGGUUUCUCUCCUGCACUUAAGAUACUAGAAAUGACAGUUCGUGCAAUGGCAAAUGCAUCUUCUGGAAUCAGAACACCAUAUAGAUGCCAGAGAAAGGGCUAAAUUGAUACAAAACUUAACUUGCAUAUUUUUCUUUUUUGGGAGGUUAGACAUUGCUGUACAGUAGAUGGGAAACUGUUUUGUGAUUCUGCAUUUACGAAUGGGGAAGUCAAGGUUUUGUAGAGAGUCCAUGCAUGGUUUUUGGGCUCUGAUGUAUUGUUGUCAGUGUAUACUCUACUACUGGGUCUGUUCUGUACAUUAUUAUUCAACAGUAAAAUGGAAGAAAUCUGAUCUUAUGAUCCUCAUUAGAUUAUA
Molecule: messenger RNA, 4007 nt
Organism: Glycine soja
Lineage: Eukaryota; Viridiplantae; Streptophyta; Magnoliopsida; Fabales; Fabaceae
Product: mitogen-activated protein kinase kinase kinase YODA-like
Exons: 13
Coding region: 667-3330 (887 amino acids)
Biological process (GO): protein phosphorylation
Molecular function (GO): ATP binding; protein kinase activity
Source: RefSeq, a predicted model, not a curated record